This is a messenger RNA of Rangifer tarandus platyrhynchus (Svalbard reindeer), 711 nucleotides long. Lineage: Eukaryota; Metazoa; Chordata; Mammalia; Artiodactyla; Cervidae. The record is from the annotation of a GenBank genome assembly.
AUGGACAUCUUAGCAUCAGCAAUCUCUGAUGUGCCCCCGGGACCCCUGCAGUAUCACAGCUGGCCAAAUGCCAUGGUUCAGCCUGGACAGCAUCACCACGGCAUGAAGUCAGAACCCUUUCCUUUCCACUCUGGCUGCAACAACAAAAGACUCACCUUAGAAGAAGCUGAGCAAGCACGCGCAGCAUCUGUGAGCAUCGCGACCCACGGCUCGGCCAGCACUCACAUCGGCUGCCGAAGAGUCAAUGAUCUGGGUGGCUCUCAUCUCCAAGACAAAUCACGGUCCGAAAGACACUCCCCAAGUGCUGCUGGGAAGGCCUCGGCAGAGUCAGAACUGCCCUCGGGGAAGAGCAGAGGCAGGAGGAACAGGACGAGUCGGGCGAGAGCAGGCGGGAGACCCACGUGGGCCUUCGGCUGGCCCACCGGCUGGCCCACCGGCACUCCUGCUCUGCGGGUGGGCACGGCCCCAGCCCUCCGGAUGCACCCGCCUUGUCCCUCUGCUUUGGAGGGGUGGCUGUGCUGUUCUAUCUCAAAGGACAGAAGAAGGGAGAAGAACCCCAAUUUUCAGCAUUGGCUCCCCAGCUCCUGGAAAGAUGCUCAGCUGGAUAGGUGCCAGAGCAUCGGCCCCGAUGUCAGCAGCCUUAUGCUGCUCCUGGGGACCCAGGCCAAGCCAGAGACCAGCCUGGCCUCAUGGCUGAGGAGACAAGGAUGA